Molecule: messenger RNA, 2495 nt
Organism: Linum trigynum
Lineage: Eukaryota; Viridiplantae; Streptophyta; Magnoliopsida; Malpighiales; Linaceae
Source: the annotation of a GenBank genome assembly
UAAGCUAAGGAAAAUGUUUGGUCUUGCUUAGUGUCUCAUUCGCCUAGGCGUUGUGAGCGUAAAUAGCUUUUUAACUUAUUAUCGCAAAUUACAAUUCCAAAUUGAUGAAAGAAAUGAAGGACAAAUCAAUGAUAGUUUGAAAUAGUGUCAUUUUGGGAAGACAAAUGUAUUUUUUGUCUUUCAAUUUGUCUACUAGUUAUCAAAAUUGAGUGUACAUUCAAUUGCUUAAGCACACCUCACAACACUCCUUUUAUCAAAAUUGAGAGGACUUUUAGGAUUUUAAGGGUUUCAUUUUCAAAAACGCUAUAUGUUAGAACUUUGAUGGUUUGAGGACAACAAGUUGGGUGAGUCGUGAGUCAACUGACACGCCUCUAUCGUCACACUAGAAAGUUGCCAAGUGUAACCACCUACUAAUGCAUAGUAUAGCGGGUUUAAUUCUAAAUGUCAACCCGGGUCCUAAGUGUGAUGACUACUCCGUGAAAAUCUUAUUAUUUAACGGUUCAAGUGUAGUGAAGGUCUAACUAAACUAGCAAGCAAAAGUAGUGAAAGUUGUGUUCGAAGUUGAGAGAGGUCACCCAUAUAUGGUUCCCCCUAGACUGCAGUUAAGCCAGGUUGUAAUUCACCAAGUUCAAGUUCAAUGAUAGUUAUACCGCGGGAGGUUCUUAGACAGUCUGCAGUCUCGACUAAAGGUCUCCAGACCCUCUCAAUCUAAGUCCUCAACGGGCGACUAACCUCCACUGGAGUAAACAGAUUGAUGCCCUAACGAACCAAACCUCCUCUACCAGAGUAAAUCCGGUACAGAAUAGUGAAUUGACUCCUCGACUAAAGUCGUCAAUUCACUAUCUUCAAUCAAGGGUGCUCUAUCAACCUAGGCAUAUAUUCUCUUUCUAGGUCAAAGAAGAAAUAAUAGGAAUUUGAUCAGGAUUCAUGUCAUUCAGGAAACCAAACCUCCAUUGAAAAUAAUCAAUGAAUACAUACUUGGGUUCAUACAAUCAGACCUAACAUACAAAUCUAGAGUUCUUCAUACCUAGGUGAGUGAGAGAGUUUACUCCAUAGAGAGAGAAGGGAAAUCUAGCUCAGAUGCGGAAAACAUGCUGUGAAGGAUGAGAUUCUGCUUCUGGCAAUCAAUCAGCACUUCUCCAAGCUUAAGCCGAGCUCCAAUGGUGAUGAAGAUCGAUCUAGGGCGUUUGGAGAUUCUGGUUCGCCUCUCUCUCUCUCUCUCUCUCUCUCUCUCUAUGUAUCUCUUUCUUUCUCUAAAACUCGGAACCCUUCAAAAUUAGUCUUCUUUCCCUCCAAAGUCAGGAGGUCACAAUUCCCGGCCACAAUAUCCGGUCGUGUAUUUCAGGUGCCCGACCGGAGAUUUCGAAACGCUACGCAGCAACUAGGGGGUUAAUACCCGAUCGAGGUCCAGGAUACCCGAUCGAAUAUUUUAGCUCACCGGCCGGGACCUCUUCUGAAAUUUUGGCGUCCAAAACGUCUUUACCCGGUCGGCUCUGAUUGGACUUAUUCUUCUUAUGGAAUUUUAGCUCACCGGUGGACUUCUUCUUCUUCUUUUCCAUCUGCCAGCGUCCAACUUUGCAUAUCCUCCGUCGACUUUGAUUGGCUCUUGGUCUGCUUGUCGUUAUACUCCCCGGGAAUUUCCAGUUGAUCGGGAGAGUCGGACUCCGAAUCACCGUGGGCGUUGUCUACAACUUCAAUUGUAGCUGGUGAUUCUAGGGAUUCGUGAUUUUCAACUCUCGAAUCGGCGAUUGAAAUCAACAAACUCUUGCAACGCGAUGACCUUCUUGACCCGCUUCCUGAAAUCCCUGACGCCAGGGUCCAAGCCAGGGACGGAAUCCAGCUUGAAAAGUAAACUCAUGAGAGUCUCUUUAACCUUGAGCCGGUUGUUGGUAUCUCUGCUAAUCAGAUCCGUGCCGAGCCCGAUCUACGAAGUAGCAGAUCCGAAGGCCUCGAUGGAGCCGGAGAAGAGGAGUCGACGAAGUGGACUGGGACCGCCACCACCUUUCCCGCCGGCGGUGUGUGAGAAGGAGAAGGCACGGUGGGGUAGUAGUAUUAACGCAGUUCCAGCCGAGGAGGCCCCUUCAACGGCAACGCUGCUCCAUUCCGUUCGAGGGAUGGGCUUAGUACGAGGCAGGCGGCGAGCUCGGACGAGAUACAGCUUCGAAUUGAUCCGAUGAGCGCCAAUUUUGAUGAUGAGAUAACCGGCCUCCGUUCUCAAGUCAGGAUGCUCAGAAAUGUAAGAGCUUUUCCUGCACAUCUAUUGUAUCUAGGGGGAAAGAGGGAAUUGAUCGAGAUUCAUCUGUUACCCAAUAGAUUAUUGUUAGUAUUCGAUUGGGUGAAACAUUGGCCGAUAUUGUUGGCAAUGUGAUUUAUGGAAAGCAGAUUGACAAUAGCUGUCUAGCUCAAAUUUACUGUCUUGAAGUGUCUGCGGCACAUAGAUUUUUCAUGGGACACUUGUUUGGAUGGAUUCUGUUUGCCGGAGCGGUAUAACUGUC